This is a messenger RNA of Ochlerotatus camptorhynchus, 4848 nucleotides long. Its product is annotated as kinesin-like protein Klp10A. The record is from RefSeq and is a predicted model, not a curated record. Gene Ontology annotation, biological process: microtubule-based movement. Gene Ontology annotation, molecular function: microtubule binding; microtubule motor activity; ATP binding. The transcript has 11 exons. NCBI's taxonomy places the organism in Eukaryota, Metazoa, Arthropoda, Insecta, Diptera, Culicidae. Bases 643 to 2997 code for a protein of 784 amino acids.
AGCUGCUGAUUUUCUUCAUUCGAAACGCCUCGCUGUUGGACCAGUUAGCUCUAGCAGCAGCGCUCUACUUGCUCACGGGGAAGAAGAAAACAGUCGUCCAUCAAUCCGCAACUUUUUCUGGACUCUCGAACCGAAUAAUUCAGUGCGUGGUGUAUAUUUUUACCUUUAGUGUUUUGUGUGUGGCAACGGAAAGGAAAAUCUCCGAUCGCGUUUUUCCUUCUUUUGUGAUCCGGCGAUUUUUAGUUUCAGUUUUCUGCGUUCCUGAUUUUUCCUUGCCCGGAGCGCCCCGGAGUGUGUGUCAACAGCAGCGGUGAAAAAUCAUUGUUUGCUCGUACACAAGAAGUUGUAAGAGUUCCAGCCAUUGCAUUUUCAGUGCAGCACCCCACAUCCGAGAAGAGAAGUUGGAUAAAUCGAAAUAAGAAGCAAAAAUCGUAUACCCAUCGUAGUUGAGGAGCAGUGUAGGAAAAGAAGCAGUUCGAGAGCUGUGUUUGUGUGAUACUCCAAGAAGAAAGAAACAACCAUCGACAGGAAAGUGUGUGCGAGUAAGCGGAAAAAAGUGUUACGGAAAAAUAGAUACCAACAAAAAAAGCCUGUGCCCUGUGCUGCUGCUGCUGAGAACGACCAAACCUCGUCCCGUCAAAGAUGGAUCUAUUUGAGAAGGGAAGCAUAGUCAACAUCAAACGAAGCGAUGGUCGCGUACAUUCCGCGAUGGUUUCCAGGAUCCACGAGGCGUCACGCUCGGUCACCGUAGAGUGGUACGAGCGUGGCGAAACCAAAGGCAAGGAAGUCGAGCUAGACAUGCUGCUGGAGCUAAACAAACCAGACCAUUUAGGCGGAGACAGUGAUGCCACACUAGUGCCACAACUUAGAAAGGACCAUAUAACUCCUGCACCAGCCAACCUUGCUAGGGAAUCGUCACAAUCGUCCGCCGAGGACGACGGUUUCCUGGACGAUCAAGAAGAUCCUGCCUUGGUGCAGCACAACAAUAACAACAAUAACCACGGUAGCAGUAACGGAACUAAUGGAACCAGCGGCGGAACAGGUCUCGCCGGUGGCGGUGGAACCAUGUCCAUCAACCGGUCCACGAAUGCGGCGUCCAAAUCGAAUGCUACACAAGGUGCAAUCAGCAGGCUCAACGUGGUGAAUGGAGCUGCACGAACAGCGCGAACCUCGCUGGCCCCGAGCAUCAACGGCCAAGACCAGUCCGAGAACAUUCCCCCGCAGAAAGCUAAACAGGCUAAGGCACAGCCCACCAUAGGCAGGAUGUCGGUGGCCGCUCAACCUACGGCUGCUAGCCAGAUCGCACCUCCACCAACAACGGCAGCCUCGCAGCUUCAGAAGGACGCUUCCAACCCGCGUCGAUCGUACGUUGUGAAGGAGGUUGAACGAUUGAAGGAAAAUCGCGAGAAACGACGAGCCAAGCAAGCGGUCAUACGGGAGGAAAAGAAUGCCCUAAUGAAUCUCGAUCCGGGGAACCCCAACUGGGAACUGGCGGCGAUGAUUCGUGAAUACCAAAGCCAAAUCGAUUUCCGGCCACUCCUCGACGGUCAAGCCAUCACCGAUAAUCAAAUUACGGUGAGCGUACGCAAGAGGCCGCUGAGUCGGAAGGAAGUAAUGCGCAAAGAACUGGACGUCAUCUGCGUGCCCACGAAGGAUACACUGAUUGUGCACGAACCCAAAUCCAAGGUGGAUCUGACAAAGUUCUUGGAGAACCACAACUUCCGGUUCGAUUAUGCGUUUGACGAUACCUGUGACAACGAGAUGGUCUACAAAUACACGGCAAAGCCUCUAGUACAGACAAUUUUCGAAGGUGGAAUGGCCACUUGCUUCGCAUACGGUCAAACGGGUUCCGGAAAAACACACACCAUGGGAGGCGAUUUCAACGGUAAGGUUCAGGACUGUAAAAACGGCAUCUACGCAAUGGCCGCCAAGGAUGUUUUCACCUAUCUGCACAGCCCGAAAUAUAGCCCUCUGAAUCUGGUGGUAUCGGCGAGCUUCUUUGAGAUCUACAGUGGAAAAGUAUUUGAUCUCCUUUCGGACAAACAGAAACUACGCGUUCUUGAGGAUGGCAAGCAGCAGGUGCAGGUUGUUGGUCUAACAGAGAAAGUAGUUGAUUCCGUAGAAGAGGUGCUAAGUAUCAUCAACCAUGGCAACAGCACACGCACAUCGGGUCAAACGUCGGCCAAUGCAAACUCUUCUCGAUCGCAUGCCGUCUUUCAGAUCGUAGUCCGGCCUUCAGGAUCCACGAAGAUUCACGGCAAGUUCUCCUUCAUUGAUUUGGCAGGUAACGAACGAGGUGCGGACACAUCAUCGGCCAACAGACAAACUCGAAUGGAGGGUGCAGAAAUCAACAAAUCCCUACUAGCGCUGAAGGAAUGUAUUAGAGCACUCGGAAAACAGAACGCCCACUUGCCAUUCCGUGUGAGUAAGCUAACCCAGGUCCUGAGGGAUUCGUUUAUCGGAGAGAAGAGCAAAACCUGUAUGAUUGCAAUGAUUUCACCGGGACUGAGUUCGUGUGAGCACACGCUGAACACGCUGCGGUACGCAAAUCGCGUCAAAGAACUAGUGGCCAUUGAUCCGUCCGAACGCGCGGACGACGUCGAACCGAUGGAAAGUGAUGAACCGAAGAACGGUAUGCUAUCGGAGAACGAUUUGGCUCAGCUGCGAUCUUUGAAUGAGCACGAUAUGUCGGUGGAAAUGUACAAUCAGCAUGCGGCUAUUUCGGAUCUACAGCAAACGGAGGAAGAAGUUGUCGAUCACCACCAGAAGGUGAAUGAAUUCCUGAUGAAGUUCUUGCCUGAAUCGAGAGAGCUAUACAAACUGACGAACUAUGUCGAUUACGAUCAAGACGCUUACUGCAAACGUGGUGAAGAGCUGUUUACUCAACUGGCGGAGAUUGCUACUACCUGCAAGGAUCUAAUGUCGGAGUUCCGCACGAAACUAACCAAGGAGGAAAUGCUGUCGCACAAGAUCAAACCCGAACGAAAAUACAAAUAAACUCCCUACUAACUCUCCGUUAGUUCAAGCGUAAAAACGAAAUGAAAUUUAUACCUUUAAGAACGGGAAGCAUGAGUGCGUACGAAACAGGACUGUUGAUUUGAUAUGGUGCGUUUGCAGGAACAGCUGCCAACUGGAAGCCGAAGGGAAGCUGUGCUAUCCGAUCGCUGUCCAUUGGCGCCUGUGCCCCAUUUGCACCUGUUGCAGUCUCUGAUAACGAAUGAAUAGUUGUUGAAAACACGAGAUUUUUCGCUGCGCUCUACUACGAAACUGUUGCUAGGAAAAUGAAUGAAGAAAGGGGACACGUUUGUGAAAAUGCAAGAAUUUAUUUAUUAAACACCAUUUUUAAACUCAUUCUACACUAGCGUAACACAGAAGAUGAGUAAAAAAAAACAAACGGAGAAACUUCUACGCAAACUGAUGAUUCCGAACUGCGGUGAGAAGCAUCAUUGACCGAAGAUAUUACAGCGAAUAAAAGCUAAAUACAGACUAUUUUCCAAUAGAUGAGAUAUCUUUUCGUAGUAUUGUUGUAGAAGCAGAAUAAACAAAUCCAACCUUAAACACAAGAAUUCCUAACAAGAUAACUAUAACACAUUCUGCUGGAUAAACGCUCCCCCUACUAUAGCCAUUUCUAUAAGUUCAUUCCUCGGAAGAGAAGCAAAGUAGGUACACUAGUGUUGGAUAUCUGUUGAAAAGUUUAACCGAACAAAACGACCAAUAUUUAAUUGUUAAGUGAUGAAAUGAUCCACUCUAUCUCUCUUAGCAAACUGGAAACAACACAUUAUCAACUGUAUUAUAAAGCUUGUCAAAACCAAUUGAUUUAAGUUUUCUGGUUUUCUUUUAAAACUUUAAUCGUUUUGAUUUACUGUCUAUCCACCUCUGAAUCUAACUCGAAUAUUACACUGAUAAGAGCAACCGAAAACAAAAUCUACUUGCUAUUUUCUAUCAUUUCUCACAACAGUCACAAAGUUACUAACAAAGAUAAAGAUGUCAAAAACGAAAAAAAAAAUGAAAUCUUACAACGUCAAGACUGCGGUAGCUCAGACUGAGAGCUUACCGAAAGACUACAAAAGUAAGAGCUACAAAAAAUGGUGCAGAAAGAGAGGUGGUGAGGAGAGACGCUAAGCAAGUAGUAUACUGCAAACAUUUAAUGAAUAAUUUUGCUUUGCUCUAAAAAAAAACCUAUAUAGGAAAACCGGAAAGGGAUGCAUCUAAAAUGAGCGUGGAUGAAAUAAAUGUAGAUAGGUACGGCUUGAUGAAAUACAAGGUAAAAAGACGAAACAAAUGGCAAACAUAUUAUAGACUAUUAGAAGCAGAAUGCAGCAACUGAAACAAAAUAUUAAAAGUAACACUAUACAAGUAUAAGAGUAUUUUGAGAGUGUGAUCAAAUUUGAACAAAGCAACAGAAAACAAAUGUAUUUGUCUAAAGCGAAAAUAUUACCCAGUCAAAAAAGCUAUAUUUCGACAAAAAAAAAACGUUAGUUAAGUUUGUAGUUUUUUCAAUUAUUCUCUCUUAUGUUUCUGAAUCGAAGCGAAGAUAUGCCAGAACAGUCGAAGCUUGAGUCUGAAUUUGGCAUUUGUCCAGUGGUAGAAGAAAAGCAACAAUAAUGAUGUAUCAUUGCACACACACACAUUGACUCGAGAAAGUCGCAAACAGGAAGGAAAGAAAAGUACUCACUCCAAACGAGCAAGUAGAGUGAAAUAAUGGAAACAGCGAAAAGCGUUUCGCAGUUAAUAUGAUUUAAAUGGUAAUUAUUUAAUUAACCUUGUUUUCUUUUAAUAUGAUUCGAAGAAAGUUUCUUUUAUACUCAUCUCAAAAUGAUAACAAUCAAAAUUAACGCUGAAAACGAA